CUUUACAAGAUGAAUCGAUGAUCAUCGAUUUAUAUCAUAUCGUAAAUACAACAAAUCAAAUGGAAAACACUAGUCCAGAAAAGCUAGACAGGAAAACACAAGAAAAGAACAGAAGAAUUCAAAUGAAGUAUCUUUCUUCUAAGCUCUUUUCUCUUAUUCCUCCACACCACCACCAUUACUCCGCUAAGGAUAUGGUGACGCAACAAGACCAAAUUGAUCAAGCCAUUACUUACAUUGAAAAAUUGAAAGAACGAGUAGAUGUAUUAAUGAGAAGGAAGGAUAAGAUUAUAGCACAAGGUACAAGUGAUGAUUCAAAGAAAUUCAUGCCUUCAACAUCUUGUAGCAAUAUUAAAUUACCUAUGAUUGAAGUUAGAGAGUUGGGUUCAACUAUGGAGGUUAUUUUAGUUAGUUGCUUGCAAAAGAAGUUCACCAUGCAAGAGGUGAUAAUCAUCUUAGAGGAAGAAGGAGUUCAAGUUGUUACCGCUAAUUUUUCUACAAUCGGCGAUAAGGUUUACUAUACUAUUCAUGCUCAGGUGAAAAUUACGAGAUUAGGGGUUGAUGCAUCAAGGGUCUAUUUGAGAUUGCAAAAUCUGAUUUGCUAAUUUUUUAAUUACUUACCAGCAGAAUCAAAAAGGUUUUAGAAAAAUAACUUUAGACUAUUGUAUCUAUACACAUUUCUAUUAUUUUGUUGGUUAUUCAAGUUUGCAUUCUUAUUGUAUUGGAAUUUUUUCGUAUUUUGAAGUAUGGGCCGUGUCCCAAGUAUUAUUGUAUCUUAAGAUGAUGAGAUUGAGACUUAGUAUUUCCUAUUACUUUUAUAUGUAAGAGAUUUAUAAGAAUA
Molecule: messenger RNA, 838 nt
Organism: Solanum pennellii
Lineage: Eukaryota; Viridiplantae; Streptophyta; Magnoliopsida; Solanales; Solanaceae
Product: transcription factor bHLH162-like
Exons: 3
Coding region: 18-602 (194 amino acids)
Biological process (GO): regulation of transcription by RNA polymerase II
Cellular component (GO): RNA polymerase II transcription regulator complex
Molecular function (GO): RNA polymerase II transcription regulatory region sequence-specific DNA binding; protein dimerization activity; DNA-binding transcription factor activity, RNA polymerase II-specific
Source: RefSeq, a predicted model, not a curated record